Messenger RNA from Tupaia belangeri chinensis (Chinese tree shrew), 954 nucleotides. Its product is annotated as olfactory receptor 7G2. Gene Ontology annotation, molecular function: olfactory receptor activity; G protein-coupled receptor activity. Gene Ontology annotation, cellular component: membrane. Lineage: Eukaryota; Metazoa; Chordata; Mammalia; Scandentia; Tupaiidae. Gene Ontology annotation, biological process: G protein-coupled receptor signaling pathway. The coding region runs from base 4 to 954 and encodes 316 amino acids. The record is from RefSeq and is a predicted model, not a curated record. The transcript has 2 exons.
GACAUGGAACCCGAAAACCAAACAGCUAUCUCAGAAUUCCUUCUUCUUGGGCUGAUGGAGAAUCCAGGAAUUCAACCUUUCCUCUUUUGCAUGUUCCUGUCCAUGUACCUGGUCACCGUCCUGGGAAACCUGCUCAUCAUCCUGGCCAUCAUCUCGGACUCCCACCUGCACACCCCCAUGUACUUCUUCCUCUCCAACCUGUCCUUGGCGGACAUCUGCUUAAGCACCACCACGAUCCCAAAGAUGCUGGUGAACAUCCAGACACAGAGUCAGAGCAUCACCUACAUGGGCUGCCUCGCCCAGGUCUGCUUUGUCUUCAUUUUUGGUGGCUUGGAAAAUUCUCUUCUUGCAGUGAUGGCCUAUGACCGCUAUGUGGCCAUCUGUCACCCUCUCAGGUACCUGGUCAUCAUGAACCCCUUCCGCUGUGUCCUGCUGGUUCUAGUCUCUCUGCUGAGCAGCACUACAGACGCCCUGCUCCACACUCUGAUGUUGUUGCGACUGUCCUUCUGCACAGACCGGGAGAUCCCACACUUCUUCUGUGAACUGGCCCAGGUCUUGAAGGUUGCCUGUUCGAAUACGCUCCUGAAUAACAUCUUGCUAUAUUCAGUGUCUGGCUUAUAUGGUGGUGUGACGCUAUCUGGGAUUAUUUUCUCUUAUAUUCAGAUAGUCUCCUCUGUUUUGAGAAUACCAUCAGCAGGGGGGAAGUACAAAGCCAUUUCCACCUCUUUCUCCACCUGCGGGUCUCACCUCUCAGUGGUGUCCUUGUUCUAUGGUGCAGCUUUUGGGGUGUACAUCAGUUCCUCAGUUGUUGACUCUCCAAGGAAGACGGCAGUGGCUUCAGUGAUGUAUACUGUGGUCCCUCAAAUGAUGAACCCCUUUAUUUACAGCCUAAGGAACAAGGACAUGAAGGGAGCCUUGAGGAAACUCAACGGUAAGAAAGUUUCUCUUGCAUGA